Molecule: messenger RNA, 948 nt
Organism: Cyphellophora europaea CBS 101466
Lineage: Eukaryota; Fungi; Ascomycota; Eurotiomycetes; Chaetothyriales; Cyphellophoraceae
Exons: 3
Coding region: 1-948 (315 amino acids)
Source: RefSeq, a predicted model, not a curated record
AUGCCACACAUUAACUCCUGGUUUUGGUAUAUUCUCGAGAAUUACAUUUAUGCCAUCCCCGAGCCGCCACCACAUACGCGGACAAAGCCACUGGAGGUAAUAUGCGUCGGGCUGCCCCGGUCCGCGACACAUAGUUUGAAGGAGGCACUCAUCAUUCUAGGCCACGAGAAUGUGUAUCAUGGUUUUGAUGUCCUCCGAGAGCAGCCCGUGCCACGUAUGCGUGCCUGGGGACGGUUGACACGGCUGAAGCACUUUCCCAACCUCUCCUCCACGGCCCCCUAUCCCGGGCCCGUCAACACUCCCACAGGCCUCCUCAACUCCUCACACUUUGACCCGCUGAUCGGACACUGCACCGCGUUGAUCGACUCACCGGCAAGCGUCUUCGCCGCCGACCUCAUCCACGCGUACCCCAACGCCAAGAUCAUCCUCAACACGCGCACCAACGCCGAUGAUUGGCAACGAAGCGUGAACGAUGCCAUUCUGCGGCCACUGAUCUCCUACCCCGGCAUCCUCAUCCAAUACCUCGACCCCACCUUCUUCUGGAUGUACCACGUUUUCUGCCGCCUGAUCGACCCAGCCCUCUUCCGCGCCAGCCACCCCUCCGCAUCCGGCAUCCACGACGCCAUGGCCGGCAAAGGGCGCGCCACCAAGAUCGAGCACGAGGCCAUGGUGCGCGGCCUCAUGAUCGGCCAGGAGCAUCGGUUUCUCGAGUGGAGCGUGCAGGAUGAUUGGGAGCCGCUGUGUGAGUUCUUGGGCAAGGAGAAGCCCGAGAAGGAGUUUCCGAGGGCGAAUACGACAAGGGACAUUGGCGAGUUGGAGAUGGAAGUGUUGCGGCAGGCGGGACUGAGGGUUUUGAAGAGGCUGUUGGUACUGGCGGCGGUGGGGGUUGCGGUGGGGGCGAUGGUCUGGAAGAAGAGGGGAGGCGGGCCUGAGCUUCUGAGCUUUUGA